Messenger RNA from Daphnia pulex (common water flea), 1474 nucleotides. Its product is annotated as extensin-2-like. The transcript has 2 exons. The coding region runs from base 84 to 1214 and encodes 376 amino acids. Lineage: Eukaryota; Metazoa; Arthropoda; Branchiopoda; Diplostraca; Daphniidae. The record is from RefSeq and is a predicted model, not a curated record.
ACAUCAGUCGAGUCUUGGUUUUGAUUCGUUGCAACUUCUGUCUAGAAUUUCUUAUUCUUUCAAUUUAGUCUGCCACUGCCACCAUGGGUAAUUAUGGCAUAGUAUUCUUACUGGCCAUCACCUCGUUGAUGGCCGCCUCGAUUGUGGGUGCUGGGCCAACGGUUUCACCGUAUUACAAUACUACCCCAGAGCCCAUGUACUACACCAGCCCGGCUCCAACAUACUACACCAGCCCAGCUCCAACGUACUACGCUCCACCGGCUCCAACGUACUACGCUCCACCGGCUCCAACGUACUACACCACCCAGGCUCCAGCGUACUAUACUACUCCGGCUCCAGCGUACUACACUACUCCGGCUCCAGCGUACUACACUACUCCGGCUCCAGCGUACUACACUACUCCGGCUCCAGCGUACUACACCACUCCGUCUCCAGCGUACUACCCCACUCCGGCUCCAGCGUACUACACCACUCCGGCUCCAGCGUACUACUCCACCCCGGCUCCAGCGUACUACCCCACUCCGGCUCCAGCGUACUACCCCACUCCGGCUCCAGCGUACUACCCCACUCCGGCUCCAGCGUAUUACCCCACCGUGGCUCCAGCGUACUACCCCACUCCGGCUCCAGCGUACUACUCCACCCCGGCUCCAGCGUACUACCCCACUCCGGCUCCAGCGUAUUACCCCACCGUGGCUCCAGCGUACUACACCACUCCGGCUCCAGCGUACUACUCCACCCCGGCUCCAGCGUACUACACCACAACAUAUGCUGCUCCAAGCUACUACUCUGAAGCCACUCCGGCGCCAUACUAUCCUACUGUAGCGCCAUCGUACUAUACUACCCCGUCGCCGUACCACCCAACGAUGGCACCGUAUUCCUCUGCUCCAGUUCCAGCAUCUUACCACACUACCCCAAUGCCAUACUACACGACUACGUACGCUGCUCGAAGGCACUACAGAGACGCUUCUAGUUAUUACGCUACAACUCCGGCGCCCUACUACACAACCCCAUACGCUGCUCCGAUGUAUUAUACUUCCCCGAGUUACUACACCACUGUUACUCCAAGCAACUAUGCCGAAGCUCCUCAAUACUACCCUUAUCUCAAUUCUGCUUCCAGCUAUUCCAUGACUGAGGCUCCGGCACCCUUUUACAGACCAAUGACUUCUUCUUACACCACAAUGGCGCCGUAUUAUACUACCCAGGCAAGUUACUAAACCACAAAGGCUCCUUACCACGCCAUGACUUAUGCUAAUUCAAAGUACUACACUACACUACACCACACCGAAUCCCUUAGCGUUAUAUUACUACUUAUUCUAUAUCCAGCAGUUACACAGAGGCUCCAACACUCGGCACCAACACCGACACCAACACCGACACCCAGCUUUAAAUGUGUGAAGAAUUCUCAUAAGUUCGCCUUUGUUAACUACUUGCUCGAUAAUGUUGAAUGUUAAUAAAAAUAAAUUAUACUUGUUAA